Messenger RNA from Aegilops tauschii subsp. strangulata, 1880 nucleotides. RefSeq lists its product as uncharacterized. Lineage: Eukaryota; Viridiplantae; Streptophyta; Magnoliopsida; Poales; Poaceae. Gene Ontology annotation, biological process: Golgi vesicle transport. Gene Ontology annotation, cellular component: membrane. The record is from RefSeq and is a predicted model, not a curated record.
GCACCGCGAAAUAGCGGCAACCCAAAGCAAAAGCAACAAACAAACCCAAGGCAGAGGAGAGCACAGGGAGGCCGCUCGCGCUUCUCUUUCCCACCCACCGCAACCACAAAGGUUUUCUUCUCUUCUCUUCUCUUGUCUCGCCAGCCAGGGAGGUUUCCCGUCCCGCCCCCGCCCCCGCCCCCGCCAUGGCCACGUCGUUCGACCGCUGGGAGAAGGACCCCUUCUUCCUCGCCGCCGAGGAGGUCCAGGAGUCCGCCGAUCGGAUGGAAUCGGUGUAUAAGAUAUGGGUGCAGGAGAGGAGCGGCGGCGGCUCGGCCCUCGGCGGGGAGGUCGGCGCCGCCGAGCUGCGCCGCGAGCUGCACACCGCGCUCGGCACCGCCAAGUGGCAGCUUGAUGAGUUGGAGCGAGCAAUUAGAUCAAACGAUGAGGUUCUCUCGGCAGGAAAGGAUACAAGGGCACUGCAUAGCAACUUUGUUGCGGCGAUUGGCUAUCGCAUAUUAGAGGUUGAGAACAACCUGAAGGCAUCCAAUGUCGCGGAGGGGAGGGGCACACUGAGCUGGAUUCAUUUGGAUGAGAGUGAGCGGGAUGACCUCGCGGCUUUCUUAUCUGCAGGCCCUCCUCAACAUCAAGAUAAAGUUGUCACAAUCCCAUCUGCUGGCGAUAUUCAGGUGGGCAGCAACCCGACAAGGGUGAGGAAAAAUAUUUCAGCUGACAGCUCCAAUGAUUCAUCUGGCUCUGCAGACUUGAGUUCAGCGAGAGCAAAAGAAGAUGCACAUCGUGGGCACAGGAGGUCAGUCAGUGCCAGUGCUGAUAUUGGAUCGUUGCCUAUGUCAUUUCCAAAUGAACGAGAUGGUGCUGCUGAACAAUCAUCUCUUGGCCCACACAGAGCACCUUUGCUGAAUAUUGUCAAAGCAUGCGGAUUGCCAAGUGCCUUGAAACCUAAGCCUGCAAUUAAGUACAAAAAAGGAGCUGUGAGGUGGGCACAUGCAGACAAACAGGAUCUUGAAGCGGCAAUCCCUCUCACAAAUCCUCAGUUGGGUCAGAGCUUAGAUGGAUACUCUGAAAGAAGCAUCAGUUACUUAAAUACUUGCGAUGGGGUUACAUACAAUAAGAAACUCUAUGGUUGGCUUGGAGCACUGCGUAAGAAACUUCAGAGAUCACAAUAUCAAAUUCGAUAUGGGCGGCCUGCUCAAUUGAUUCUAUUUGCACUUGCUGUUCUCAUAAUAUUUGUGUUUGUAUUCAAGACAAUAUGGUGAGAAAUUUGCAUGGGCUCGUGAUUGGGUUAGAAGCCCCACCAGAUCAGCAUAAAUUGCAUGUGGACAGGAGUGACCAUGCACAUAUGGGAAUUUGGGAACCAUGGCAGACUGUUUCUGGUAAUCCACAUUGAAACAAAUGAAGGAUGAUCGUGGAGCAAUUCACCAUGCCACGUCUGUAACUCAGUGGCUUUGCCAUUGGAUAUGCACUGGACGGUGGACGGUGUGUGCAGCAUGGUGUAUCUCAAGAUCUCAGUUCUCACAGUGACCAGUUGGCUUGUGCUUAAUGUUAUGCCCUGAACUUCAAAUUAGGGUCAUGCUGCACUAGUGGUCAUGCAGGUGCAGCUAGCAACAGGAAUGCGACUGGGAGUGCCGACUGGUGAUUGUGCUAUCGCCGAUGGGGCCUUACUUGAGACUUGAGAAGGCUUCCCUUUGGUUAUUUUAUUGAACCUGUGAUAAUUGGUUCCAGAUACAAAUAGAGAUUUGUUCUCAAGUGCUGUAGAAGAGGCUGGAAUAGUUGUACCGGGAUCUGCUUGAACUGUAAUAAUACCUAAACAACAGAGUUAGAGGCUCGGCGAUCCUGUUUGGUCUGUGGCUGAAUUUAUAAUCUGAAGUUCAAAUUUCACA